This is a messenger RNA of Penicillium waksmanii, 423 nucleotides long. RefSeq lists its product as uncharacterized. The record is from RefSeq and is a predicted model, not a curated record. The coding region runs from base 1 to 423 and encodes 140 amino acids. The transcript has a single exon. NCBI's taxonomy places the organism in Eukaryota, Fungi, Ascomycota, Eurotiomycetes, Eurotiales, Aspergillaceae.
AUGCUGAACUGGGACUCCUCCUCGACCGAAACCCCAGACCAGCAACGAAGCAGGCUCGUCACUAAGUUUCUUAACAUCGAUAUCCUUCCUCUUGAAUGGUUCCAAGAUCAGGGACACCUUCUAUCUCAUAGGCCCAGGCCACCGUUACCUAUAACAGAAGAAAAUAACACGUAUAUACUCAUUGCAGGUGAGGAAGCCUUUCGGUCUGGAAGUCUCCUGGUGCUUUAUUUAGACGGCUUUCGAAGGGUGGUCCGCGGGGGUCGUAUUGAUCAAGAACUCGAUGAUAUCGCUAAUAUCGUCGGGAUAUGGAUGUGUACGGCUGAUAUUAUGGGAUAUCCAACCGUCUCGGAGAGAUAUCGAGUGAACGGUGAUCUUGGACGCGAAUUAUAUCAGUUGACUGAGGAGCUCCUUGCUGAUCCGUGA